GAGGGUGAUCAUGUCGAAGUAGUAAGCAAAGAAGAUGGAUUUCUUGGCUCUUAUUUCGAGGCAAUUCUGAUAUGGUACUUAUAUCUCAAUAAACAAUACAUUGUUCAGUAUAAAACACUUGUGAAAGAUGAUCUUUCUGGUCCAUUGGAAGAAGUUGUUAACCUCCCUGAACUCCGGCCCGUUCCACCGGAGAUUCGGGUAAAUGAGUUUAAUUUGUGUGAACAAGUUGAUGCUUUUGAUAAUGAUGGAUGGUGGAUUGGAAUGGUUACUGCAAAAAUUGGAAGGAAGUAUGCUGUGUAUUUUGAAAAUUUUGGGGUUGAAUGUGUUUAUCAUGUAAAGGAUUUGAGAGUUCAUCAAGAUUGGAUUGAUGGAAAAUGGGUUUCUUCUAAAGAGACUGAAAUCAAUGUUUGA
This is a messenger RNA of Capsicum annuum, 411 nucleotides long. Its product is annotated as protein AGENET DOMAIN (AGD)-CONTAINING P1-like. The record is from RefSeq and is a predicted model, not a curated record. The transcript has a single exon. Lineage: Eukaryota; Viridiplantae; Streptophyta; Magnoliopsida; Solanales; Solanaceae. The annotation marks the transcript as partial.